AUGAAGAGUGCCUUUUUGUACGGGAAACUUGACAAAGAUAUCUAUAUGGAUCAACCACCCGGGUUUGGGGUGAAACAAAGCAAAAAGUGCUCUACUCCUCUUGAGACUAGCACGAGGUUAAGGCAUGAAGAAGGCUCACUUCUUCCAGAUCCCAAGCCUUUUCGAGCGUUUGUUGGAAGUCUCCUAUAUUUGACUAUUACAAGGCCAGAUAUUGCCUUUUCUGUUGGAUAUGUCAGCAGGAUUAUGCAACCACCAAGAAAGCCUCACCUGGAAGCUGCAAAGAGAAUUCUGAAAUAUAUCAACUCAACAUCAGAUAUGGGCCUAUUCUUCCAAAAGAAGAAUGAUUUGGUAUUAACUAGGUAUACUGACGCCGAUUUUGGUGGUGAUCUGGAUAACCAAAGAUCUACAUCGGGCUAUAUUUUUCUCUGUGUUGGAAUAAGUGUUUCUUGGUGCAGCAAGAAGCAAGACUCGAUUUUUUAUCAACUACAAAGGAAUAAUAUAAAGCAGUGGAUCUUACCGCUCAAGAAUGUGUAUGGCUUCAAAGACUUUCUGAUGAUUUGCAUCUAUAUAUGUCAAAGCCAACUGCAAUUUUCAGAGACAACCAAAGUGCCAUCAAGCUCGCAAACAAUUCAGUAUUCCAUGCAAGGACUAAGCACGUUGAAGUGGAACAUCAUUUCAUCUGAGAAAAGGGAGGAUAUCGAGGAAAUUAGAAGGUGUGGUCUCAAUGUUGCAGUUGCUGGAAUCCCCAAGGUUAUUGACAAGUCUUUCGGUUUUGAUUCCGCCGUUGAGGAAGGCCAGCGUGCUAUUAGUGCUGCUCAUGUUGAAGCUACCAGUUUUGAGAAUGGAAUUUGCCUUGUGAAGUUAAUGGGACGUGACAGUGGUAAUUCUUCACAUGCUAUACUUUUUGAAUUGCCGAUGUGUAGAUAA
Molecule: messenger RNA, 927 nt
Organism: Lycium barbarum (goji berry)
Lineage: Eukaryota; Viridiplantae; Streptophyta; Magnoliopsida; Solanales; Solanaceae
Exons: 5
Coding region: 1-927 (308 amino acids)
Biological process (GO): glycolytic process
Molecular function (GO): 6-phosphofructokinase activity
Source: RefSeq, a predicted model, not a curated record